UGCUGAUGAGCCGCACAACAACAACUUAGAAUCGCGUCAGUCGUCACAAGUUCUCCGCGCCUGCAGCGCCAAGGCACUCAGGUGCUACGCGACGACAGUGCUGAGUCAGUAGCGUUAGACAGCUGCCAGCAGGUGUGCCCAGUUAAGCACUUCGAUCGCGCUGUAUCUCGGCAUUCAAGUAAAAAUAAUAAUCAUUAAAUAUUUGUACUCUUUAUUUUGUUCAAGUCGUGUAGUGUUUUUAAAAAUGCAGUUUGUGCGCGUAAUCGGCAUUAUUUGUUGUUUGUUUUUGAUUUGCACACCGCUCAGCGUUGAUGCCAUCAAUCGCAGAGUAAAACUUUGCUUGCAACCGCCUCAAAGCGGCCGCUGCUUCGGCUAUGUGUCUAGCUUUGCCUACAACCCGGUCGCGCGCAGAUGUGAGGAGUUCAUCUAUGGUGGGUGUGGCGGCAAUGAUAAUCGCUUCGAUUCGAAAAAGGAAUGUGAACUUACUUGUCGUGAUGUUUAAGCGGCGAUUUGGCGCGCUGAUUUUUGCUGGUGAAAUUUGGAAAUGUGAUUUUUAAUACUCCUACUUUAGGCCCUUUUUACUCUUUAUAAGAAAGCGUAAAGAAAUAAUUUAUUAAA
Molecule: messenger RNA, 618 nt
Organism: Bactrocera tryoni
Lineage: Eukaryota; Metazoa; Arthropoda; Insecta; Diptera; Tephritidae
Product: protease inhibitor
Exons: 2
Coding region: 245-502 (85 amino acids)
Molecular function (GO): serine-type endopeptidase inhibitor activity
Source: RefSeq, a predicted model, not a curated record